Messenger RNA from Caenorhabditis angaria, 1129 nucleotides. Lineage: Eukaryota; Metazoa; Nematoda; Chromadorea; Rhabditida; Rhabditidae. The record is from the annotation of a GenBank genome assembly.
AUGGGUUCUUCAGACACUGAAAAUAUAUACAGUUUGGAAGGUUGUAGAACACAGGUAAGAUAAUGAACUAUUUGUAAUUAAAAAAUUUAUUAAUUUUAAGGUUGGAGGUCACACUCCUUUCAUUCACCUGGAUGAUGAGCAUUUACUGAAACCUUGCUCAUUGAGAGAAAUUCAGUUUUAUGAGAGAAUGCCAAUUGCAUUAAAACCCAUAGUUCCCAUAGUGUGUGCGGUAUUCAAGGUAACCCAUUUUUCGUUUUUUUGUUCUCAAUAAUGUUUUUUUCUAGAACAAAACUCCUCAAUUGACAGCUCUUCGCUGUUUGAAUUGCUCGAAAACUGCCGAUAAAUUCCAUGAAAUUAUCAAAAAGAUACCACCAUCAGUGAUAAAUUCACCAAUUUUAAAGGAAAAACAAUUGAGCCAGUGAGAGUUCUCAUUGAUUCAUUCUUUUCAAAAACUUGUAUAUUUCAGACAUUUUCUGGUUGUUGAUGAUUUAACAAAAGGGAUGAGUUCAAUGAGAAUUAUUGAUUUAAAAUUGGGAAAACGAUUUUAUGCAAUUGAUGCAAGUGAGGAAAAAAUCAAAAGGAAGAUCAGAAAAAUUCAAAAUACAACAUCGCUUAUUUGUGGAAUACGAUUAUCAGGUAAUAGUGAUAGAGUGGGGAGACUUAAUGAAAAAAAAAUUAUGUCUUAUAGGAGUACUGUAUCGGGAGACAAAACGAGACUGGAAAAUUGGGAAAAAUGAAGGUAAUAGAUUGAAGAUGAGAUUUCUUGAAAAUUGUUUUGUAUAACUUUCCACUGGUACAAAUUCCAUCAUUUUUUCCAGGUCGUGCAAUGAAAAUGGAGCAGCUCGAGACCACUCUCCAACUCUUUUUCAACGUCCCUCUUGAAGUACGAGAAAUCCUCUCAAGUAAAAUCGAGGAAAUGAUCCGAAUCAUUCGAAAACUCAACGGCCUUCGUUUAUUUGGCGCUUCCCUUCUUGUGACAAUCGAUGUUGAGCAACUAGUUUGUCGUGUGAAACUCAUUGAUUUUGCAAAUGCCGCAUUCACAAAUCAGCCUGAAUUUUGUGGCCCAGAUAUUGAAGCUAUCCUGGGUCUCAAUUAUAUAUUACAAAUCUUGAAUAAUACACACGCAUAA